CUUACCUUGAAAUCGAGGCAACACUGCAUAUCCUUUCCCUUUGUUUUGACGUAUAAAACAAAAGAUGAGAGACAGACGUUGAAAAAAUGAUUCUAAGAGAGUGGGCCCCCCUUGCCGAUUUAUUCAAUCGCUUGCCAUCGAAAGCACAAAGUGGCAUAUUUACCUACGACAUUAAGCUAACAUGUGUCGACGUUCUAACAGACUUCAUAGCUUUGGGCACAAAUUUCGGUCUCGUUUACUGGUACAAUCGUAGAACGAAGGACUUGCAAAAGUUACGAUGCGAGAACACGAGCAUUCCCGUCACGACACUCAAGGUAAUAUCGACAGUCGACUACAUGGUCGCUUGCGGUAACCAAGACGGGAGUAUAAGCAUUUUCCAAGUACCUAAGUCGCAUCACGAAUCCUUACCCGAGAACUUACGCCCGAAGAAUAAGCAAAUCGAAAGGUACACAGUCUCAGAUCUGCACAGCGCGCCGAUUACGGCGUUGCAAUGGACGAAAAACGGCAUGAAGCUGUUUUCCGGCGACAAGCUCGGCCAUAUCGUGCUGACCGAGAUAGAUUUUUACAUGCAUUUAUGUAAGUCGAUCGAAAUUUUAAACGAGUCGUACGAGGUCGUGCAGCUUAGCUAUCAUCAUCAAAACUUGCUGGUGUCGACGAUGUACCGAUCGAUCGUGUGCAAGAAGGAGAACAAGUGGAAGGUGUCCCAGGUUGGGAAAAAGGAUAGGAAAGCACUAGGUAACUUUGGUGGAAUAUUUCACCAGAAUAGUUUACGUUCAAACGACGUCGUGUUGUACUGCACCAGGCCCGGUUUACGCAUAUGGGUAUCGGACAUCGAAGGCUGCGUGCAACAGACGUUACUAUUUAAGGACAUACUAAACCAAAGGAGUUCGGAGGCGCAACUCAUAAAUCCCGUCUCGAAAAGCCUUAGAAAACUACUACCUCAAAAGGAGGCGUCUUUCGGAGUCGUUCUUCCCUUCCAAGAUCACCUAUUGGUCACUUACAAUAAUGACGUUGUGUACGUGCUCAAUCCGAAAGAGCUCACGGUUGACGCAAUGAUUAGCAACCUGCGAGGCGUAUUGGGCGUCGCAGUGUGUAAAGACGAAAUUUUUAUCCUCGAAGGCGAACGGAGCUUAAUUCGGAUAUCCGAAAAUCCGGAGCCGAUCUAUGAUAUGACUCCUCCCAUUCCGACGGCUUCCAAUUUUCGCCCGAUUUCGACCUCGAUAAAAGACCUAACGCAUAAAAUACAAACGAGCAGCAUAAUUUCGGCGAUUCCGCCUUUCAUCGAAAUGACGUUCGGCGGCGAUCUCAACAUUCACACGGACUCGACGUCGGUGAUAAACGCGGAGGAGGCGACCGAAUCGCCACGAAGACGGCCGAAGCCGAACGAGAGCUACAAAAAGUUGCAGAUCUACGACAAGAUCUCGAAUCAGAAUUUCGACGACGACAUCCUGUACAAGACGAGACGGCCGAAGAAGGCGCAGAGCGUCGCGAGCUGGAGCUCGAACAGUUCCGACGAGCACGACGGCGGUCACGUCUCGAAGCCGACGAUCAUGACCGAGAGUACGGUGAACAUCUUGCCCGACCUUCGCAGUCCGGAGAGCAUCAAGAACGACAUCGAGAGCAAGGAGAAGCUGCUCGCCGACGUGCUGUGCUUCGGCACGGUCGAAAUGUCCGCCGAGCCCGAGAACGUGCAACUGGAAAUCUCGACGAAAUCGUGUAGCUCGAACGAAUCGUCUAACGCGUCAUUUAAGAGCGAAUCGUACGAUAAUCGCAUCGUGACGCCUGUCGCAACGAAUUCAGAAGUCGGAUACGGUCCACCUUUACCAUCUAGUAAUUAUACGUCAGUCGAGGCCGGCGUUCCGGCCUGCGUAAAAAUUCCAAACGACUGGCAAUUGCAGAAUGUUUCCACAAAACAAGAAAGAAAAAUCACAGAGUCGUCGAUUUCGGAUUCGGAUUGGGAAAUAAUCUAAAAUUACAGCCGCAUCACUCUCGGGCGAAAGUAGAUUUUACUUUUGUAAUUCCAUUCAGGCGAUUUUUUAUUGUGAUAUUUUAUCAAAUAUUUUUGCAAUUAUUUUGACUACAAGUUAUACACACACACAUCUCUGUUAAUCUUUAUUAUUUAUAUUUUAAAUUAAAUAGAAAAAAAAAAGUAUUA
Molecule: messenger RNA, 2155 nt
Organism: Photinus pyralis (common eastern firefly)
Lineage: Eukaryota; Metazoa; Arthropoda; Insecta; Coleoptera; Lampyridae
Product: WD repeat-containing protein CG11141
Exons: 9
Coding region: 87-1970 (627 amino acids)
Molecular function (GO): protein binding
Source: RefSeq, a predicted model, not a curated record